Messenger RNA from Pseudovirgaria hyperparasitica, 1144 nucleotides. RefSeq lists its product as uncharacterized. Bases 122 to 1099 code for a protein of 325 amino acids. NCBI's taxonomy places the organism in Eukaryota, Fungi, Ascomycota, Dothideomycetes, Acrospermales, Acrospermaceae. The record is from RefSeq and is a predicted model, not a curated record. The transcript has 3 exons.
UCUUGCUUUCGUCCUUUACUUCUCACUCAAUUUUUUAGAAUCGCAGAGCCGAAUCCUUCCGACUGUCGAUUUAGAAUCUUCCUAGUUUAAUCAUUGAGUCGAUUAUAUAUCGCCAGUAAUCAUGAAAGGCUUCGAGCCACUUUACCAGACCACAGCUACCCAGCCCUUCAACCCAUUUUCACUCCUACCCGGUCUCCUCACUCUCGCGCCUCUCUCAAACAUCGCUCACCGUACUGCCAUUCAAGGCGUCUCCCCACUCGACGCGUUGAUCCUGGCCCCCGGCCUGCACCUUCAACAAACAGCCACCGAACUACAUAAAGCUGAGUACCCAGCCUGCGCAGCUCUCACCACAGGCUAUGUCUUCCGCGUCGAGAACCCCGCCACCGUCUUCUUCCUCCAACGCAUCGGCCGCACCGGGCAUCUGAUUGACCUGGACGUCUCUGCGACAUCUCCUUCGCGGACCCUGCCGGCUUCUAGGAACGCAAUCGCAUCUCUGGCCUACUACGCCGCAGCAGGAGUCACUACCUAUUCUGCGUACCGCCUCUAUGCGCUCAAAGAUCCCUGGGCAAUGGUGUUCCUGUCCAAUCUCAUCCUCACGCGGGUAGUCAACUUCGUCUCGUUGCGCCGGCGCUCGGAACUAGGCUGGUUCGGAGCGCCGGAACCAGGCGUACGGAGUGAUAUCCUUGUUCUACUCUCCCAGGACCGCUGGAUUCGUAUCCGUGGCGCGACAGAUGAUGUCAAAGGGCUGUUGUCUGGCACGUGGCUGAGGGAGCCCACGACUGGGGAGAAGUUCUUUGGCGCCGUUACGAAGUUGCUUGCGUAUGCGAAUGUAGCUGUUGCGGGUUAUGCUACGACGGCUGGCGUUGCCACGCUGAUGUCUAUGUUGCUUGUGAACGGCGGCUUGUUGGCGUUGGAUGGGCUGCGAGACUGGCCGCUAUGUAUGUAUGGGAGAACAAUGGGACAAGUUGGCGAGGCGAAGAGAUAUUUUCGGAGGAGAGAUCUGGCGGAAGAGCUGAUCAAGGAGACUGGACGAGACGAUUGGGCUGUUGGCAUGGGAAUGAUAGUCAAGAAGAACGAGACGGUACUAGUAACCAUGUAGCGAGCUAUGGCUAGCUGUAUAAAACAUAUCGAAUCAUCGUCAUGA